Messenger RNA from Melitaea cinxia (Glanville fritillary), 942 nucleotides. Its product is annotated as WD repeat domain-containing protein 83. NCBI's taxonomy places the organism in Eukaryota, Metazoa, Arthropoda, Insecta, Lepidoptera, Nymphalidae. Gene Ontology annotation, cellular component: catalytic step 2 spliceosome. Gene Ontology annotation, molecular function: protein binding. The transcript has a single exon. Gene Ontology annotation, biological process: mRNA splicing, via spliceosome. The coding region runs from base 18 to 926 and encodes 302 amino acids. The record is from RefSeq and is a predicted model, not a curated record.
AAACAAAACAACAAAAAAUGACCGAAUCACAGCAAUUAUCAAAUAUUGUAACUAUUAAAUGCAAGCAGCAAGUUGUCCGUGCGGUACGCUUCAAUAUCGACGGCUCCUAUUGCCUAACAUGUGGCGCUGACAAGAAAAUUAAGCUCUGGAAUCCUCACAAUCAAUUACUACUAAAAACCUAUGGUGGACACGCAAACGAAGUGUUAGACGCAGCCGGAUCAUGUGAUAGCAGUCAUAUUAUAUCGUGUAGUAGUGAUAAAUCUGUGAUAUUAUGGGAUGUGACAACGGGACAACCUGUACGACGGUAUAGAGGACACGCUAGUUCUGUAACCUGUGUAAAAUUUAACGAGGAAUCGACGAUGGCGGUGUCUGGAUCUGUAGACAAUACUGUAUCUUUCUGGGACGUCGUCAGUCGAAGGCAGGAACCCGUACAGAUACUAAAAGAUGCAAAAGACACUAUAACCUCCAUACAGGUUACCGACCACGAAGUUUUAACAUCGUCUGUAGAUUGUCACAUGCGUUUGUAUGAUAUGCGUGUAGGUAAAAUGUUCUCAGACUAUAUUGGGCAUAUUAUUACAUAUGCAAGUAUGACACACGAUGGUCAGUGCUACGUUUUAAGCUGUGCAGACAAUACAAUAAAACUAUUUGAUAAAGAUUCUGGCGAAUUAUUAAAUACGUUUUCAGGUCACGAAUGUAAAGACUUUUUGCUUGAAAAUUCCGUGAAUGAGAAAGAUAGUAAUAUUAUCUCUGGUUCGGCAACUGGGGAGAUAUUUUAUUGGGAUUUGGUUUCUAGUCGUUGUACUCAAAAGUUGGUGCAUAGUAAAAAACCUGUGGUCUCCUUGAGUCACCAUCCAACUGAUAAUUAUUUGUUAACGGCGAGUGAAGAUGAGGUUGUCUUGUGGGGUGUUCCAAAGAUGGAAGAAUAAAUAGACUAUAAUUGUA